Molecule: messenger RNA, 918 nt
Organism: Galendromus occidentalis (western predatory mite)
Lineage: Eukaryota; Metazoa; Arthropoda; Arachnida; Mesostigmata; Phytoseiidae
Product: zinc finger protein 16-like
Exons: 5
Coding region: 1-918 (305 amino acids)
Biological process (GO): regulation of transcription by RNA polymerase II
Cellular component (GO): nucleus
Molecular function (GO): RNA polymerase II transcription regulatory region sequence-specific DNA binding; DNA-binding transcription factor activity, RNA polymerase II-specific
Source: RefSeq, a predicted model, not a curated record
AUGAAACCGUCGAAACUACUCCUAGUUCAAGUAGAUUCUGACGGUAAAACAUUUUACCAUUGCAAGUACUGUGAGUAUCGGAGCAAGAAUCAUACGAACGCGAAAGUGCACCAGAGAAUUCACUCAAAUGAGCGACCCCAUGUCUGCGACUUCUGCAGUUAUGCCUCCAACUCGGCCUCCAACCUCAAGAAGCAUUUGUUGCAACAUUCCAAUGUGGCUUUCACGUGUGCUCAUUGCUCUUAUUCCACAAAAUCGAAGCAGUAUCUGAAGAAACACAUGAGAUCACACUCCGAGGAAACAAACGUCACGGACAUAUUCUGGUGUUCGCUCUGCCAUCUGUACGAGCUUCCACAGGGAGUCGAAGAGCAUCUGAGAUCGUCCAAGCACAAGCUGAUGGUUUCGAAGUUCCCUCAUCGAUGUUCCUCAUGUGAAGCAGGAUUUUUCGAGCCCGUCAGUCUCGCUAUCCAUACCGAGGUGGAACAUUCGACCGAUAAGCAUCAUUGCAAUCGAUGCAGCUAUUCGUCAACUUCGGGAGUUCUCCUCAAAGCGCACAUGAGGAAUGUCCACGAAGGAGCUCAGGACUUCCAAUGCGGAUGGUGCGGCGAGCGAUUUCUACUCGAAGAAAGUCAACGAGAACACGUUCUGCAAAAUCUUCUAUUGCAAACCAUCGAAAGAAGGGCUAGGUUGUCAUGUGCAUUCUGUCGAAAAACAUUUCAGCAUAAAGACGUCGUUCGGAAGCACGAAGUCGAGGAGCAUUCAUUCAUCACAACAGGUCGCAUACGGUGCUGUGUUUGCAGAAAGACAUUCCGCACAAAGAAGAGUCACAGAGCUCACAUCUGCCAGAAACGAAGAACAGAACAGCCGGUGCUCCACUGCGUUUCGAAGACUAGUCAGGACUCGUUCCACUCGACAUUCUGA